GUGGAUUCGAUACCCCUGACAAAGUCUGGAAAGAAAGACCGCGCUGCCAUCCGGAAGCGGCUCGAGCAGCAGACUCUGAGUGAGCAGAGCACCGAGCAGGCUGAGCAGGCCAGCAUGACGCCAGAGGAAGAACGCGUUGCCGAAGCCGUCAAAGAGGUGCUGGGCCGCUCCAUCGAUCGCAACACGAGCUUUACACAGGCUGGUGGCCACUCGCUGGCUGCCAUGAG
Molecule: messenger RNA, 227 nt
Organism: Symbiodinium necroappetens
Lineage: Eukaryota; Dinophyceae; Suessiales; Symbiodiniaceae
Source: the annotation of a GenBank genome assembly